GUCAGUGUAACUUAUAACUGCUAAUGAAAGCAUAGACAUGAAAAUAAAGCACAUUAACAAAUUAAAUCAGUGUUAAUUAAAAGCUUGUAUUCUAAACUACUAUGAAUGCUGAGGGAAGUUUUUGAUUAAAAUCAUCACAGGGAAAAGGAAAUAAUCCAGUUAAAGAAAUAUGUUUCCUUGUUAAUACAAAAGUAUAAUUAAUAACAUAAACAGAUUUAAAAAUGGCACUGAUUAUCAACCAAACUGGCAUUGUGAAUGGUUGGUAUCAAUAUCAGCCAUGAGUGUCAAGAUCAGUCCAUCCAUACCUAGUGAGAUAUUGUAUUGAGUUCGCAGGCAACACCCAGCCCUACAGUAUUCUGGCCUAAUAUUUAAGCACCCACAGACCUCCUCCACCACAUCCCAAAGCAUGGGCAAACUAGACCAACAUUUUCUCAAGUUCUUAAAUAUUUUUGUAGUUGUAUGUAGCAUGAUCUUCAAAUCUGAAUUUAUAUUCUUUCCCUUCUCUCAACAGGUCCCCCAUUCCCUUCAUCAUUUACUUUAAAACUUCAGCUUCGUUACAAAGCAAAAACAAAGGCACUUUUUAGAGCCACGUUUGUGUAGUUAAUUGUUGUCAGUCCAUCUGGUUCUCUGUUGUUCUUGCUCUCUGUUGUUCUUGCUCUCUGUUGUUCUUGCUCUUUUGCUCUUCCCCCCUAUCCCUUUAGUGUUGUCUUGUUUGUCCUUGUUCAUCAUGAGUGACAAUUCCAAUUUCGAACAGGUCCUUAAUGAGCUUGAUGAGCUUGUUGAACAUUCUAAAUUAAAUUAUGAACUCCAGACCUUGGAAGAUUUCAUCAAUAAGAUGCCGGGAGAACAGGAGGCAGCACCAUCCACCAGCCAUCAACCAGUCCAGAAGGCUCCACCAUCCACCAGCCAUCAACCUGUCAGGUGGCUGAAGAGAGACAGUGAUGGAAAUGUUGUCUAUGACAGACCAAGAUCGUCCCGAAACCAAACAGCUACUAGUCACAGCUACAGUCGUAAGACUGGUGCUCAUACUAGGAUGUUGGACAGCAGCAUUGAGAUGACCAACUACUGUCCUCCUGACACUGUUGAGACUUUCCUUGAAGAGCUAAACCACUCACAGGGUGAUGACUUGGAUGAUCAGGAAACGGCACCAGCACCACCACGAGCUUCCUCAGACUGGUCUACUAGAAAAAGUCUCCUCUCAGAGAGGUGGGAGAAAGAAAGACCCUGUCUGGUGAAUACCAUGGUGGCACAACAAAAUGCGACAACUCAGAUCUGCCAACAAUGUGGCAGCAGUCCAGCUGCUGUCCGUUGUCGUGACUGCCGACCACAACCAUUCUUCUGUGCUGAUUGUGAUGUCAGUAUACACCGAAACCACGUGUUCCACAACAGGGAUGCAACAAUAGCUGGAUUCUUUCAGCCAUUGCCUUCAACAACCUGUGUUGUGGAGAGGGCUCUUUCCCAGUGUGGUAAGCUGUAUUUCUUUUUUUUUCUUUUUUUGAGUGUCCCAUUUAGGGCUGCACAAUUAUUGCAAUCGUAAUUUCAAAUAUGAUCCAAUGCAACUGCCUAAUGGUAAAAUCUGCAAAUAAUCAUGAAUAGGUGACAUUUGACUUUUAUAUUCACGUCAUCCUCCUUAACUGUGCAACUUCUGGUUGGUGGGUGUGCGUAGUGCGUGAAGGGUACAAAAAUUCUGAUUGGUGAACUUCAGUCGGUCAGUGGGUGUUUGUCUUCUUGUACACUGGCUGUGCUUACCUAUAAGAGGUGGCACAAAUUAAAGAGACAUUUGGAAUAUUGAACUGAAUCAAAUCAUUCACAUUAAAAAAUCAUAUUGGAAAUGGUAAUCGCUUUAUCUGUCAGAAAGUACAGUGAGGGGUUUAGGGGUAUGGUAAACACAUCUAUGUAAUCAGAUUUUAAAUAUGUAAUUGUUAAGUGGGUUUAAAUACAUUUUAACCAUAUUUGACAGCGCCCCUAGUUGUUGCCUAUACUGUAUAUACCUCAGUAUGAUAGCUGAGGUCAAGAGCUCUCUAUACCAGUUUAUCCCAUAUAUGUAGC
Megalobrama amblycephala (Wuchang bream) is the source of this 2049-nucleotide messenger RNA. RefSeq lists its product as uncharacterized. Lineage: Eukaryota; Metazoa; Chordata; Actinopteri; Cypriniformes; Xenocyprididae. Gene Ontology annotation, molecular function: zinc ion binding. The transcript is spliced from 3 exons. The coding region runs from base 728 to 1537 and encodes 269 amino acids. The record is from RefSeq and is a predicted model, not a curated record.